AUGUCUAAUAUUGUGGAGUUGAACCCCGUACCCCAAGAUUAUAUUGGCGGUAUGGCCUUUGUUGGUCACGAUCAGUUUGUAGUAGCUUGUUGGGAUGGGUCAGUGACAUUAUAUUCUGUAGAUGAGAAUAAUAUGAUUGCUGAUGUUAAUAGAAUAACACAUACUGCCGGACUAAUAAGCGUGGCAGUUGUGUUAGAUUAUGUAUUUGUAGGAAGUGUUGAAGGUGAGUUGUUCUUUGUUGAUUUUGAGAAUGGUACAUUGGUUGAGAGUGGUGAGAAUUCUUCUAAUUUAGGAAUAUGUUCUCUAUGUUCGAGCAAAGCUCAUAUUAUUACUGGCUCAUGGGAUGGGCUACUACAAGUUGUUGAUCCUUAUUCCAAUUUAGUCGUUUCUAAACACCAAUUACCCAAAGGUGAGAAAAUACUUGCUAUUGAUGGUACAGAGAAUGGGAUGUUGCUAGUAGGGAGCACAGGAAAACAUAUACGGCUAUUUAAAAUUGAUGAGUAUGGGCAAUUGAAUCAAACGUCUAACUUAGAUUUCCGUCUGAAAUUUCAAAUCAGAGAUAUUAAGAUUGCGCCUGAUUUCCAAAGUUAUGCCUAUGGGGGUAUUGAUGGGAGAGUUGCUGUUGAAUAUUUUGAAAAUCCAACUCAAACUUAUGCAUUUAGGUGCCAUUAUUUAAACCUAGAGGAUGCUCAGAUCACUUAUCCCGUGAAUAGCAUUUGUUUUGCUCCGAAUACAAAUACACUUUAUACAUCAGGCUCAGAUGGUCUAGUAUCUCUAUGGGAUUUAUCAAUUCGUAAGAGAAUACAACAAUUCCCUAGAUUCAACAAUAAUGCAGUUGUCAAGUUGAUUUGUAAUGGCCGGAUAUUAUUAGUUGCAACUUCAGAUGAUUCAUUUAAAACAAAUGCUGUCAAUGACGAAGUGGAGCUUGCUAAUAGUCAAAUUUAUUUGGUUCGACUGUAA
Messenger RNA from Henningerozyma blattae CBS 6284, 960 nucleotides. It is a transcript of the gene BUB3, whose product is annotated as Bub3p. NCBI's taxonomy places the organism in Eukaryota, Fungi, Ascomycota, Saccharomycetes, Saccharomycetales, Saccharomycetaceae. The record is from RefSeq and is a predicted model, not a curated record. Gene Ontology annotation, biological process: mitotic spindle assembly checkpoint signaling. Gene Ontology annotation, cellular component: bub1-bub3 complex; kinetochore; mitotic checkpoint complex. Bases 1 to 960 code for a protein of 319 amino acids. Gene Ontology annotation, molecular function: ubiquitin binding. The transcript has a single exon.